Diaporthe batatas is the source of this 837-nucleotide messenger RNA. RefSeq lists its product as uncharacterized. The record is from RefSeq and is a predicted model, not a curated record. Bases 1 to 837 code for a protein of 278 amino acids. NCBI's taxonomy places the organism in Eukaryota, Fungi, Ascomycota, Sordariomycetes, Diaporthales, Diaporthaceae. The transcript has 2 exons.
AUGUCCUCGCCACGCCCUCCCAUUGCCCUCAUCACCGCCGGCUCAGCGGGCCUCGGGGCCUGCGUUGCCGAGCUCUUCGCCCGCAACGGCAUGCGUGUGGUUAUCAACUACGCCAACAACGUCCAGCGCGCCGAGGACCUGGUCUCCAAGCUGAAAUCCAUCAGCACCCUGGCCCCCACCGAGGGGAGGGUUGACUACCACGCCGUCAGGGCGGACCUGGCCUCCCGGGCGGACGUCGAGCGGCUGGUCAAGGAGGCCAUGGACGUCAUGUGCCCUUCCAGCGGCGGGGGCGAGGGCGAGGGCAAGCGACGCCUGGACGUCGUCUUCAGCAAUGGAGGCUGGACCCACAUGCGGAACCUCUACGACCUCGAGGAUAACAUGGUCGACGAGGACUGGGACAGGUGUUUUACCGUGAAUGUCAAGAGCCACCUGUGGCUGAUGCAUGCGGCGAAGCCGUAUCUCUCUGCUGGAUGGGACGACGAGGACGGUGGCCCCAAGGAGAGCGGGUGUUUCGUCACCACCGCGAGCCUGGCCGGCGUCAAGGUCAGCGGGAGCUCCCUCGCCUAUUCUGUCACCAAGGCCGCCCACCUUCAUCUUGCCAAGGCGUUGGCCAUGCUCGCUGCACCCAAGGUGAGGGUGAACAGUGUGAGCCCUGGUUUGUUGCUGACGGAAUGGGGACUGAGUUUCCCUCCCGAGAGGAUACAGGCGAUGACUGAGGCGUCCAAGCUGAAGACAUUGGCCACAGUUGAAGACGUUGCGGAACAGGUUCUAACAUACGUGAAGAAUAAGAGCGUUACGGGACAGAACAUGGUCUUGGACGGUGGGUUAUCAGUGUAA